AUGAUGAAAGCAGAGGCCAAAGCUAAAUACCCAGAUUUCUACUCCAAGGUGACUCCCACUGACACCUCAUCAAACCGAAAACCUAGACCGAUCCCAACACUCAGUGAUGAGCAGCUCGAGCGGCUCAUGAAGCUGCGAAUCAAAGACUAUGCGCGAGCGAGUAUGAAGGAAUCAAUCCUGCAGGACAUACGGUCAAUUUUCAAUUACUACGAGCAUCUCAACUGGUUGACCUACAGGGAUACUACCACUUCAACCCACCUUGCCCUGCAGCACCAGCUGAGAAUCCUGGCGGACGAAAUGCGCGAGCUGGAGGCCGAAGAGGCGGCGAACUUGGAGGAGACACAGGAGAUCUGGAGAAGGGCUGGUUAG
Penicillium paradoxum is the source of this 369-nucleotide messenger RNA. RefSeq lists its product as uncharacterized. Lineage: Eukaryota; Fungi; Ascomycota; Eurotiomycetes; Eurotiales; Aspergillaceae. The record is from RefSeq and is a predicted model, not a curated record. The transcript is spliced from 2 exons. The coding region runs from base 1 to 369 and encodes 122 amino acids.